Molecule: messenger RNA, 1250 nt
Organism: Lactuca sativa (garden lettuce)
Lineage: Eukaryota; Viridiplantae; Streptophyta; Magnoliopsida; Asterales; Asteraceae
Product: 1-aminocyclopropane-1-carboxylate oxidase 3
Source: RefSeq, a predicted model, not a curated record
UCAUUCCACACACACUAACAUCACCUUUCCCUACACACACACACAACUUAAACACUCUGAAGAAAAAAAUGGCGACAUUCCCGAUUGUGAACAUGGAGAAGCUGAAUGGAGAAGAAAGGUCUGCAACAAUGAACUUGAUCAAUGAUGCUUGUGAAAACUGGGGUUUCUUUGAGAUUGUGCAUCACGGGAUAUCGACUGAGCUUUUGGACACUGUGGAGAAGAUGACAAAAGGGCAUUACAAGAAAUGCAUGGAAGAAAGGUUUAAAGAAAUGGUGGCUAGUAAAGGCUUAGAAGCAGUUCAAAGUGAAAUUGAAGAUUUGGAUUGGGAGAGUACUUUUUAUCUCCGUCAUCUUCCUGAAUCCAACAUCUCUGAGAUCCCUGAUCUUGAAGAUGAAUACAGGAAGGUGAUGAAGGAGUUUGCUAAAGAAAUUGAGAAACUAGCUGAAAAUAUCUUAGACAUAUUAUGUGAGAAUUUGGGAUUAGAGAAGGGUUAUCUCAAGAAAGCUUUCUAUGGCUCCAAGGGCCCCACCUUUGGGACCAAGGUGAGCAACUAUCCUCCUUGCCCCAAGCCCGAUCUUAUCAAGGGUCUGCGGGCCCACACCGAUGCUGGCGGUGUUAUAUUGCUCUUUCAGGACGAUAAGGUCAGUGGGCUCCAGUUACUUAAAGAUGGAGAAUGGAUUGAUGUGCCACCUAUGCAUCAUUCGAUUGUCAUCAACUUGGGUGAUCAACUUGAGGUGAUUACAAAUGGAAGGUACAAGAGUGUGAUGCAUAGAGUGAUUGCUCAAACAGAUGGGACCCGCAUGUCGAUUGCAUCAUUUUACAAUCCGGGCAGUGAUGCUGUGAUCUACCCUGCCCCAGAACUAGUAAACAAAGCAGAAGAGAAAAACAAUAUCUACCCGAAAUUUGUGUUUGAGGAUUACAUGAAGCUCUAUGCACAAGUGAAGUUUCAGGCAAAAGAGCCCCGAUUUGAAGCUUUUAAGACAGCUAUGGAAGACACCAUCAGGGUCGACCCAAUUGCAACUGUUUAAGAUCAAAAACCUUCAGUAAUGGUGUUUGUGUGUCUGCGGAUUUAAUAAAAUAAAAGGUUUAUACAUAAAAAAAAAGGAAAUUAAAUUAAUGUGUUGGGAGUAUAUUCAUAGGUGUUGUGUUUCUAGUGUCUUGCAGGCAUCUAUGUAUGAAUGUUUGUAUAAGAACACCAAAUCUUGGAAAUGCCCUAAUAACAUAAUGACAUAAUUUCUGUGUUUUUCCAA